This is a messenger RNA of Ceratitis capitata (Mediterranean fruit fly), 4221 nucleotides long. It is a transcript of the gene kay, whose product is annotated as transcription factor kayak. Gene Ontology annotation, cellular component: nucleus. NCBI's taxonomy places the organism in Eukaryota, Metazoa, Arthropoda, Insecta, Diptera, Tephritidae. The transcript has 3 exons. Gene Ontology annotation, molecular function: DNA-binding transcription factor activity, RNA polymerase II-specific; RNA polymerase II cis-regulatory region sequence-specific DNA binding. Gene Ontology annotation, biological process: regulation of transcription by RNA polymerase II. The coding region runs from base 118 to 3081 and encodes 987 amino acids. The record is from RefSeq and is a predicted model, not a curated record.
AAAUAUAAUAAAACAAUCAAUUUUAACCAAAUCAAAACAAAAACUUAGUAACGAAUAAGAAAACCAACAACAAAUACAUAUUUCCUCAUUUAAACGUCGCGCACUAAAGACCUAUUUAUGAAAAGGCAUCAUAAUUAUCAACCGUACCCGACGUACCAGCACACCACCAACGUACAACAACUACAAAUACAAAGCAACAACAACGACACAACACAGCAAUUACAUCACCAUUUGCAGCAACAGCAGCAUCAGACACAACGCCCGCACACAUUGCGUUACGAACAACAACAACAAGCGCAAGAAAAGUGCCAACAACAAGAAAAACAACAGCAAGAGCGUAUAAAUUUAACGCCUCCACAACAUUUGCCAACAACGCCAACAAUGUCACCACAACAGCAACAACCCACGUUCACUGGUUACCAGCAGCAGCCCGCUAUGCCACAACGCCAACAACAGCAACAGCAACAGCAAGCAUCGACACAACAGCAACAACGCAUUCAACAAGAAGAACAACAUCAGCUGCUGGUAAGCGCAUUGCAGCAACAGAAACAGCUGCAAUUACAGCAGCAACAACAACAACAACAACAACAGAACCAAUUGGCAGCUAAUUAUGCCACUCUACAGCAACAACAGCAACAUGACACAGCUGCUGCGGUGAAUACAACUGGUAAUUGUAAUUUUUUUCCAACUACGUCAUCGCAGCAAUACAGCAAUGCAUGCAAUGAUUAUUUGUUGUAUAAUAAUCAAAAUAGCAACAACAGUAAUAACAAUCACAUAAGCAACAGUAAUCAUGGUAGAAAGAAUAUCAACUUGAAUUUAACAAAUAACAAUAAUCGUGUACAACAACAAUUGCAGCUGUCGUUUGCGAAUAAUCAAAAUACAAUUAAUCGACAUGGACAAUUUCCACAACAGCAACAACAACAAUCACAGCAGCAGCAACAGUCACAACAACAAUCAGUGCAUUUAAACCAUCAACAGCACAUGCAGCGCCUACAGCAACACCACCAGCAGCAGCACCACCAGCAGCAACAGCAUCAAUUUCAAUUACAACAGCUGCAACAACAACAGCAACAGAUAAUGCGCCAAUAUGGCAACAAUCAUAAAAAUAAUAUCAAUACCAAUAAUAAUAAUAAUAAUAAUAAUAAUAACAACAACACGAACACCAGCAAUGUAUUAAAUAAUCAACAACAAUUGCAAUUGCAACACUUACAGCUGCAACGUGCCUUAUUGGAGAAGCAACAGCAGAAAUAUCACCUACAGCAACAAAUAUCAACUGCAGUUGCUACUAGCAAUUGCAACGCUCUGCCUCUGCAAACAACCGCAGCGGUGACGAACACCAAUGGUAACUACGGCAGCGGCGCUGAUGGCAUUGGUGACGUUGGCGUUGGCCUUGUGACGAACAACACCGGCAAUGAUACAACCGAUUCUCGAUUCUCGAUGGAUGCUUGCGAAAUUGCAAAUUUUCUAGCUAAUGAGCUUUUUAUGCAGCAGCUCGUUUCAAUGGAUGGCAUACAGAGUGGUGUACCCACGUUGACUACGUCCACGUUAACGCCCACCACUUUACGCAGCAUCGAAGAGACAUUCAUUCAGUUGACAACUGAUCAUUCAAAUCCGCCCUGUCAAGCCGGCUUCAUACCGCCACCCGUUACAUCUAUACCAAAUUCCGAUAGUCCAGUAUUUAGCGGCGCCUUACAAAGCUACAACGAACUCGAUAUGGAUGAUUCACAAGCGUCCUGGAAUUCACAAUAUCAUGAGGAUAAUUCACAGGCGACAUCAGAUAAUUCAAGCGCCUCAUUUCCGAAUGGCCUCAAUGGUACUAGCAACGCUUCACUCGCUACCUCAACUACAUCGUCCAAAAAUGAUUUUACCUUACUACAAAACGCCAUCGCAGCAGACGCUGGCAAACUUGCCGGCAAUCUCUUGCUCACCACAUCGCCGAACAGCAGCAGCAACGCCCAUACCUCAAACAGUGCCACAAAUACCACUUUAAAUACAACACCUGUACCGACGCGUCGCAAUCAAGGCGGUCGUCGUCCAGCCAAAUCGACCAAUAUGUCACCCGAAGAGGAGGAGAAACGACGCAUACGUCGUGAACGUAACAAAUUGGCGGCAGCGCGUUGCCGCAAACGUCGUGUCGAUCAAACAAAUGAAUUGCAAACAGAAGUCGAUCGAUUGGAGGGCAUACGAGAGUCAUUGCAGAAGGAGAUUGAGGAUCUUAAGGUGAUGAAAAAUGGUUUGACAUUCGCAUUGGAAGCGCAUCGACCUACCUGCCAGAAGGUACGUCAAGAUCUUUUGAGUGUACACACCUACGAUGGUCUAAUCGCGCCGACGAAUGGUAACAGCAAUGACAGUAAUAGCAAUAUUAUUGGCGUUGACACAACAUUGUCCUCGGUGGGACGUAGUGGCUCGCCUAUUGAUUUCAAGCCCAUCAUAUUGGACAUGGAGCCACACAUAAAAGAUGAACCUUUAGAUAGUACACUCGACUCGAAUUCAUCAUUGGAUCACGAUGGACCACCAUCACCUAAACGUAUGCUACUCACGCACAACAAUCCAAUGGUACAAACACCAUUGCCAAAUGUUUCCACUUUGUCCGCCUCAUUGGCUGCUGCAUCGGCAUCACUGAAUACACCCAUUGUGACGGCGGCACCGGUCAGUUUCGCCAAUCUUGUUACCGGCACCAGUAUUGCCCACAAUAUCAACAACAACAACAACAACAACAACACUAUCAUCAAUAAUAUAACAAACAAUAUUGUGAUCAAUAGCGGCGCCACCAUCACAGGAAAUUUAAUUGCGCCAAAUCGUCCAUUGUUGAGCGGUAGCAAGCAGCGACCCAACUCACUGCCCACAAACCUACGUAAUCAGGCGCUCGCCUUAAGCACUGAACGUCCGCCAACCGAUAUAAAUGGUGUUGCCAUACAAACACCAUCAACGGGCAUGUUCAACUUUGACUCACUGAUGGAUGGUGGCACCGGCUUGACACCGGUCUCAGGUCCACUAGUGCCAAAUUGUUCAACGCAAAACAAACAUCCCUUGGAAAUCCAAACACCCACAAGUGAGCCAUCCAAAUUGGUUAGCUUAUAACAAUAAAAAUUGAGGAGAAGAGACCGGUGCAAGCUGGCGAGUGGUUAAAGCGAAGUGGUCGUUUAUUACUAGGUAGUAAGAAGUCACGUCGCACCAAUAGAAGUUUGACAAAUUUUUCAAGAGUAUUGUGGUAUUGUGCUGCCGGUGGAGGGCGAUAUCGUGCAGGAAAAGAGGAAACUAAAAACACUAAGAUUUAUGCUUUAAAAUGUAUUCAAUACAAACGUAGCGUGGGCGGCUGGAGCGGCCGUAACGGUGCGGUUAUCUACCAACCUAAGACGUAACAAUGAAUGGGAAACCGUUGCAAAUAUGUAAUAAACUAUAUAUAUAUUAUAUUAUAUGUAUGUACAUAAAUAUGUAUGUUUAUGGCAUGCAUAUAUAGCGAAUGUUUUUUUAAAAGCGAUUUUUUCUUAAUUUAAAAAAUCAAAUGUCUUUUUUAUAUACAUACAUAUAUGAAACUUGUGUGCAUAAACGAAUAAUUUUAAGAUUUAAAAGCAAGUCAUUAACUUGGCUUACAUAUACAUGUGUAUGUAUAAAAUGUUAAGUUCUUUUUGUACUUUGUUCAUACAUAUUGACAGGAGAAUAUUGUUUUUUUAGUAAACUUAUUUUCAAUUUAGUUAAAACAAAAGGAGCAGAGCGAGAUGGCACACUCGCAAUGAUUAGUGGCGAAGCGUAGAGUGGAAUAAGUAAUAGUUGAUAAUUAUUGUAUUAUUAAAUUAAAAAAUAUAUGUUGGAAUCACAAAAAUUGUAUUUUCCAUGUUUAUGUUUAUUUCAUGUAUGUACAUAUGUACAUAUUUAUUUUAGUAAAAAAAAUGCCAAUUAUAUUUUUAUUUCAUUUCUUUGUAUAUUAUCUAUUUCACAAACUUUAUAUGCCGUUAUGAUAAAUUUAAGCAGAAAAUGAUCAACGUUGUAUUUUUAUUUAAAAAAAAUUUUGACUAAACAAAAAGCUUUUACUUAAAUUUGAAUUUUUUUUUUUUGUAAUUUUUUCGUUUUAUAUAAUAUAUAUGUAAUGUUCAACUAAAGGAAUUGUGUUUAACGACAUUAAGAAGGCGUUGUGAUAUUUUUAAUAAAGAUGAAAAAAGAUAUAAAAAUAAAAAAUCUUAAAAUAUAAAAAAAAAAUCGUAUAUAAGUACGUAGCAUGCA